Molecule: messenger RNA, 1192 nt
Organism: Rubroshorea leprosula
Lineage: Eukaryota; Viridiplantae; Streptophyta; Magnoliopsida; Malvales; Dipterocarpaceae
Source: the annotation of a GenBank genome assembly
GCAACCGACAUGAUUUUGCCUUCGUUGCAACUAGAUCUAUGAAGCCCAUCCAGUGAAUUUGCAAGGGCAGACCAAAAGAGGAGAGAGAAAUCAUUGGAGAGAUAAGGGAGAGAGUCACCACUGAGAGAGGAUGAUCGGCCAAAAGAGAGAAUGUCAUUGGCCAAUGAGGGGCGAAUCGGCCAAGAAAGAGAAUGUCACCAGUGUUGAUGCUCAUGAUCUUAUUGCUUAUCAAUUGCCCAAGGAUAUUUUAGACCAAAUACUUGCUGUGCCAAUCUCUUUUUCUUCUAAUAGAGAUGAUACCUUGUCUUGGAAAGGAGGUCUAGAUGGAUCCUUUUCUCCUUCUCAUGCGUACCUCAUUGCUAGAAAUCUCCCCCCUUCCACGAAAGAUGAUUGGAGGUGGAUAUGGAAGUCUCAAACUUUUCCAAAAAUUCAAACUUUCAUUUGGCUUCUUUCUCAUGAGCGGCUGAAAUGUUUCGAGUUCCUAAACAAAUUGGGCAUUACCCCCUCUGCUACUUGCCCAAGGUGUCAUGCUGCUGUAGAAUCAGUGGAACAUCUCAUUCGUGAUUGUCCUGUAUUUGUUUCCAUCCUUGUUGACUUACUUCCGGGUACAUUCACGCAAACACAACGUGAUCUUGAUUUUUCUGCUUGGCUAAAAUAUAAUUGUAAGCGGAAGGACUCUAAUGGGGUUCUUAAUAUCCCAUGGGGAGUGAUUUUUUGCUUUGCACUUUGGGGUAUUUGGUUACAUCGUAACCAAACCCUCUACAAGCCUCACGCUUAUCCUGUUACUACUUUUAGAAGCCUUAUUAUUGAGAAAGCUGCUGAAUUUUGGGCUUUACAUCCCAAUCAUUCUCCCCACUAUGGCCAAAUUAGAUAUUUCAAAUGGUCUAAACCUUCUCACCCAUCUAUCAAACUCAAUACAGAUGGCUCUGUUAUUGGGAAUGGUAAAGCAGCUGGUGGGGGUGUUUUUUAGAGAUAGUAAUGGGACCUCCUGCAAUUUAUUCCCCAUGCAAUUGUCAACCACACAGUUCGUGAAGCUAAUAUGGUUGCUGAUCAAUUGGCAAGAAUGGGACAUAAUCUCCAUCAGAAUUUUGUUAUUCUUUCUCAAUGUCCCCGACAUGUUAAACCAUUUUGUGUUUUAGAUAUUAUGGGGUUUGAAGUCCCCAGGACUCGAUGCUGCACUGUUUUAUUUCUG